AAACGAGUGUUGACCGACCAAGUUUGUCUACUCUGGGGCACCGUAGUGACUCUCCCCGGCCGGACCGGGGCCGGGUAGAGUUGAGCCAGGUGGCUAGCCCCUGGCUCAGCCUAGGAGACCCAGAUGGCUGCGGUGUUUUUAGUAACACUCUAUGAAUACUCGCCGCUUUUCUACAUCGCGGUGGUCUUUACCUGCUUCAUCGUGACUACUGGCCUGGUAUUGGGAUGGUUUGGUUGGGAUGUUCCAGUAAUUCUGAGAAAUUCGGAAGAAACACAGUUCAACACAAGAGUUUUCAAAAAGCAAAUGAGACAAGUCAAGAAUCCUUUUGGCUUAGAGAUCACUAAUCCAUCUUCAGCUUCAAUUACAACUGGCAUAACUCUGACAACAGACUGCCUUGAAGAUAGCCUCCUGACAUGCUACUGGGGGUGCAGUGUUCAAAAAUUCUAUGAAGCUCUGCAGAAGCACUUUCAUUGCUUCCGAAUAAGCACUCCCCAGGCAUUGGAAGAUGCUCUGUAUAGUGAAUAUCUCUACCAAGAACAGUAUUUCAUUAAAAAGGACAGCAAAGAAGAAAUAUAUUGCCAGUUACCCAGAGAUACAAAAAUUGAAGACUUUGGGACAGUGCCCAGAUCACGCUUUCCAUUGGUUGCACUGUUAACCUUAGCUGAUGAGGAUGAUCGAGAAAUUUAUGAUAUUAUUUCCAUGAUAUUAGUGAUUCAUAUUCCUGAUAAGACUUACAAACUCUCCUGCAGAAUAUUAUACCAAUAUUUGCUCCUGGCUCAAGGUCAAUUUCAUGAUCUUAAGCAACUCUUCAUGUCUGCAAAUAAUAAUUCCACUCCUGCCAGCAGUUCCUCUCCAGAAGCAAGAAGCACAGAACAAAGUUUGUUGGAAAGGGCUGGACUGUCUGAAAGUGAAGUGGAACCUCCAGAGGAAAAUAGCAAAGACUGUGUUGUCUGCCAGAACGGACCUGUGAACUGGGUGCUCUUGCCGUGCAGACACACGUGCUUAUGUGAUGGUUGUGUGAAGUACUUCCGGCAGUGCCCAAUGUGCAGGCAGUUUGUUCAGGAAUCAUUUGCACUCUGCAGUAAAAAAGAACAAGAUAAGACAAACUGAAAUGCCCUUUGAGGAUGUUACAACUGAAAAGUAUACCUUCUACUGAGGAUGCAGUGAUUUGUGUCCUUGGAAUUUAUCAUGGCAUGGAAUCUACCAUAUUGACUGUCAGUGAAAAUUCUAUUUCAGUGUUCUAUUUGUAUAGUACUUGGGUGGUGAAAAUUAAUUCUCAUACUGGAUACCAUCUGUGUUAAUACAUACAAAAUUUGUGCAACUCUUGAGAAGAAUGUAAAUGUUUGGCCUUUUACCAGCUAGAGGAUUUCAUUUAGUAUUGAUUCAGAAAAUUCUGAAAAGCAAUUUAUCUAAAAUUUAACAAGGUAAAAAUUAUAAGUUUUCUGAAUGCUUUUCUUUAGGUAUAAUCUGGUCUAAUUAGGGGAGGAAAAUGGAAUUUGUCUUCAAGUAAUUGGGUGUUUCCCAGUUUACAAAGGAGUUGGAAAGGGAUUCUAACUUAUAUCCUUCCCUGAUAUAUCAGUCUGAUAAAUAUUCUCUGCUUGGCUUCUAAUUUUCUGUAUAAUUAUAGUAUUAAGACAUACGCAUAGGUCUUUUUUUUUUU
This is a messenger RNA of Sorex fumeus (smoky shrew), 1660 nucleotides long. RefSeq names its product cell growth regulator with ring finger domain 1 (gene CGRRF1). The transcript is spliced from 6 exons. The coding region runs from base 124 to 1110 and encodes 328 amino acids. Gene Ontology annotation, biological process: negative regulation of cell growth. NCBI's taxonomy places the organism in Eukaryota, Metazoa, Chordata, Mammalia, Eulipotyphla, Soricidae. The record is from RefSeq and is a predicted model, not a curated record.